AUGGCUGCGCGUGUGACCAAGCUUUUCUUGCAAAAUGUCGCCGCUGACAAGGUGGAUACCAGCAAGUCUACAACUACGCAUGGGAAGAGAACCGUAUCCAGUGCUUCAUUAUCCAAGAAUGCUACAGGAAAGAGACGAAAGAAGAGCAAAACAGUUUCAGGCAAACCCACAGUAAAAGUGCUCGAAGACGCACGUCGCGAGCUGAAACAAGCUAAUCGAACGCUGGAAAAUCUGCGCAAGUUGAAAAAUAAAACUUCGACAAAGUCUCAACGUCUUAUGGCCAAGGUUCUUGCACUACGGACUGUUGCAUCUCGCAAAGCGAAUCGGACGUCUCAGCCUAAUCUAGCCCACAACUUAAAAAUCAAACCAUAUUGA
This is a messenger RNA of Plasmopara halstedii, 375 nucleotides long. RefSeq lists its product as uncharacterized. The record is from RefSeq and is a predicted model, not a curated record. Lineage: Eukaryota; Oomycota; Peronosporomycetes; Peronosporales; Peronosporaceae. The coding region runs from base 1 to 375 and encodes 124 amino acids. The transcript is spliced from 3 exons.